Molecule: messenger RNA, 2946 nt
Organism: Theileria orientalis strain Shintoku
Lineage: Eukaryota; Apicomplexa; Aconoidasida; Piroplasmida; Theileriidae
Product: RNA polymerases I and III subunit
Exons: 8
Coding region: 1-2946 (981 amino acids)
Biological process (GO): DNA-templated transcription
Cellular component (GO): RNA polymerase I complex; RNA polymerase III complex
Molecular function (GO): DNA binding; zinc ion binding; DNA-directed RNA polymerase activity
Source: RefSeq, a predicted model, not a curated record
AUGGAUAAAGUCGACUAUAAAUCACCUAACAUAACCUUCUCUAUCGAAAAUGAGGAUCAUACACUAGGAAAUACCUUAAGGGCAGUUUUAGUUGAACGUGACGACGUAAUAUUUGCUGGAUAUUCAGUACCUCAUCCAAUGGAGCCAGAAAUGAACGUAAGGAUCCAAACAACCGAAGAAGAGGAAAUAUCACUCUUGGAAUACUUCUUACAGCUUUCUUUUCAUACCACAGAGCUACACAUUACAAAUUCAUGGACUUUUUGCGAUAAGAAUGAAUUAGACACAUUUAAUUCUGAAUCUAAACAGAAAUUUGGAGGAUCCAUUCUAUCACUCUGGAUGGAUAUGAAUAAGAUGGAGCCGCCCCAAUCGUUUGAAAACUCUGUGUCAUCUGGUUUACUGACUGUUGAUUAUACAAACCAGCUAUUUGAGUAUGGUACGAUAGCUCCUCCAUCUGGAUUUCAAGGUAUAAACCCCAAUUUAGCCCAUGAUUCAUUGAAACUAUUAGGAAAUCCAACUGGGACUUUCAGGAUGCUCCUGUUCAAGGUGGCAAUGGGAAGAGUUUACAAUUACACUCAAGAUUCUAACAACUUGCAUGACGCUUUUCUCAAGAUUAAGAUUCCAAACGGUUUCAACACCAUGGAGUUUGUCACAAACACUGAUUUAAAAAGGUUCAACACUCUGUAUCGCGUUUCAGACCCCGAACAGGUCUUCCUAUAUGCUGCCGUCGAGUUUGAGUUCACACCCCUGAGGGUGCAGGUCCCCGAUGCCGUGUGCGAUAUGUGCGAAUCUGCAAUGGCUAAGUGGUAUUGCCAUUCCGACAGAGCGCACUUCUGCACCGAUUGUGACAUGAAGCAGCACGGGAGCACGAGGAUUUUUUCAAGGCACAUCAGGGUGCCAUCUUCCAAGUCACCGAACCAGUUUGGACUGUGCGAACAUCAUCCAACUGAAGUCGUGGACAUGGUCUGCCUGAAGGUACCGUCUCCAACAAAACACUGCUCCUGUUUGCUCUGCAACAACUGCAUACUCUUCGGAAAGCACAGCAAGCCCAGCUUCUUUGACCACCCCUUGAUGUCAACUCUGGACACGUACGAGCUGUCGCUCGAGAAGAAUUCUGACUCAGACGAGAAGCUGAAGUCGCGGAGGGACGAAAUAUCCGACAAGAUCAAGAACUGCCACAACUCAACAUCGCAAAUAUACGCAAACUCCAAGGGCGUGGAGAACAAGAUAGACUACUGCAAGAAGAUGCUCCUGCAGCAACUGGACGAAAUGAAAAAGAAGAAAAUGAACUACUUGAACUCAAUAGAGAGGGAAGUGACAACACAGUUGAACCUAAUACAAUGGAUGCAGAACUUUCUACAUCACAUCAUGUUAUCUCUGGAACCCUGUAAGUUCAUACAGUUUAAGGCCAAGUAUGACCUACUCGUUAAGAAAUACUUUACAAAGAACUUGAAAAACUAUUUGGAGUUCCCUGUUUGGAUGAACAAACGCCUGGUUCUGGUCGGGGAGACCAAGAUUACCAGCUCACCCAUCGGUAAGCUUUCGCAGAUGUUUUCCAGUAACUCGUCCGUUAAACCCGAAGAGAAGCUCGAGUCUCAAAAACUUGAUUUGGCAUCGAGCUCGAACGAGAAGCUGGUUGAUUGGACUCCACUGAACGUGUUCGACGACUUGAAUGAGACCGUGGGCCGCAUGAGUUGGCGCGACUUGAAAGGCCACUCGGGCGAAGACCACAAGUCGUCCAGUACCGCGUAUAGCGAAACCAGCGAAUAUGCCCCGAUCAGCACUGUGCAGAGCAACAGCAACGAGUUGGACGUUGUGUACUCAUCCACCAAGUUGUGGCACUACCUUUCUGACCUAAAGAUGGGAACGUCGAUCCAGCUGUUGAAGCUGGUGGAAGUGCACGAGCGCAGUGCUCUGGUAAAACACGUCUUCUGUAUGGCGAACUACUUUGAACAGCUACAGCAGCUGUUUACACAUGUUUCAAACGUACGUUUUUAUAGCAACAUAUUAGUGCUGAUUCGUGCUCAUCUUCUCUCCUACGAAAUGGGCGGAUUGGUAAACGAUUUUGGGUACUGCGUGCUUCUGCGAAGCAGUGGACUUCUGAGUGACGUCCUGUCCUUUCUAUUUUGUUCCAACUUCACCACGGAGGAUAAUCUUGACUUUUUGAAGCAGAUGACCCUCCCUGUCGAAAAUUACUUCAACAUGUACCUCAAGUCGGUUUGCAAUUCUACGCCCAGCGACGCCACUUCACAGGAUUCUUUUGAUCCCUCACUGAAGGAACACGUCGGCAACUGCAUGGUGGAAAUCGUUGCUAAGUUGGUUUCACUCGAUGUCAUAUCGUUUCCGACGAGUUUUCAAUACGUUUUCUACGCUCUCGCAGACCUGUUCCGCAAACUUAAGUCCCACUACAGGUGCUACGUUGUUGCGGACUUCCUGUUUUCGGUGCUGUCCAACUACCUACUGAGGUACCCAAAUUAUUACAGCAUGGGCAACUUGUUAAACAGUAAUGGCGCUGGUUCCAACGUCACAAACAAUGCCGACGACAGUUUGAACAACGCCACCAACAUGACUGGCGAGAACGAGAUGUUCAACAACCUCAAGUCCUUUACGAGGGAGUUGAGCUUCAAGUUUGCCAGGGCCGCCAUUGUCGUUUGGGAGCUCGACUCUCUCACGCUGACUGAUUCCGAAGAGCUCAGGCAGUCCGAGAAGGUUUACGACUGGGCCGAGAAGAUGCUCACCAAACCCCGACUCAAGUGCUCGCUGCAGUUGAGGACUCCGACUUCCGAGGAGCUCGAGGAGAGCCGGAGAUACGUGCUUUCUCAGGCCUCCCGCUUCGAGAAGCGCCUCAACUCGGGCCAGGUUGACAUUUCGUACAAGUACGCCAGUGAACUCACGAGCAAAUACAACUUUUUCCACCUUUUUAAAAUGGCUAGCCAGAUUCCAAUCUAA